AUGCCAUCUUACUUUUUCCAUCUCGCAUUUGAGCUUUAUCCAUACCCCACCGGCCGUGCGCAACAGCCAUCCACGACUUCGCUGCAGCCUGUCUAUACACCUCCGUUAGGUACCGACAUAUUCACCUCCGAGCUUCCUGUCCACAGGGUCUCUUCCUGGGGCUCUGCACCUAGUAGACCGAGCCACCGUCGAUCCAAGACCGCUACCUCGAGCAGCGAUCUUCCCCCUCUAUCCACGUCGCAGGCUCGACCACUGGCCCAGCGGAGGCUCAGUCACCUCAACGGACACUCCUCCGGGGAUCACCGCGAGAGUCCAGUACCUCUGGUCAAACCUGCCUCAAGCGGUACACGUACACAGCACCCGGCUUCGCAGGACUGGCGAUUCGGCAGUGUCUCAAUCCAGAGCAUAGAUAUGAGCGCAGUCACGAACGGAGGGGAUAACAGGCCGCGGGGAAAAUCACUGAAUCAUACAACUCACGUUGGGGCAAGCUCUGGAGGUCUAGCAACCAAGGGCAAAUUUGUUCCUUCGGAUCCCAAGAAUACAGAGGUUGGGUGGGGAGUGGUGCAUCUAUAUCGAGAUGGCCAAGAGACGCCAGAUUUAUACGAUGAUACAACGUCAAACACAGGGCCGGAAGGUGUAGGAGCUGGUGGAGGAUCAGAUGGGAGGGCUUUCACGGAGGAAGACUGCACCACGCUGUGUAUUCUCGCCGUGCCAUCGUACAUGACACCGUCUGACCUACUUGGAUUUGUUGGAGAGCAGACGAGGGAAGACGUGAGCCACUUCAGGCUAAUCAGGACUGGAAGAACGAACAAGUACAUGGUGCUUAUGAAGUUUAGGGAGGCUCAGAAGGCGAAACAAUGGAGAAAGGAGUGGAAUGGGAAGCUUUUCAACAGCAUGGAGCCCGAGAACUGCCAUGUCGUCUUCGUAAAGUCUAUCGAGUUUCAAACUGCGGAUUCUAACCGCGAUCCGUCGAGUUUUCCAAAUAUGAACAACGAUCCUUUCACACCUGCUGCCACGCCUCAACCGACUGCACCUUUACCAGUAACGGUUUCUUCCCCAGUUGAGACGUCGCCGCUUGCCUCAUCUCUCACUACCAAACCACUAGCUCCGCCCACACCCUCACUUGUAGAGCUCCCAACAUGCCCGGUCUGCUUGGAACGGAUGGAUGAAACAACAGGUCUUCUUACCAUCCUGUGUCAGCAUGUUUUCCACUGCGCUUGUUUAGAGAAGUGGCGAGGCAGUGGAUGUCCUGUAUGUCGAUACACCCAGAAUGAUGCGCUGAUCGGGCGUGGUCACGGUGAUGGAGAAGCCCCUGAGAACGAGUGCAGUGUCUGCGGAUCAACAUCAAACCUGUGGAUCUGCCUUAUCUGCGGCAGCACAGGGUGUGGUCGAUACGAUUCCGCCCACGCCUUCGCCCAUUAUGAGGCAACGUCGCACUCAUACGCGAUGGACGUCGUAACCCAACACGUCUGGGACUAUGCUGGCGAUGGUUACGUCCAUCGCUUGAUUCAAAACAAGGCCGACGGGAAACUUGUAGACCUCCCUGCAUCCUCUCUACGGCAUCCAUAUCUUCCGGGCGAUUCGAACACGAUGACUGGCUACGCAACAGAUACCGUGCCGCGAGAGAAGCUAGACAAUAUGGGCACCGAAUAUGCCUACCUUCUCACGUCGCAGCUAGAAUCUCAGCGAGCCUAUUUUGAAGAACAGGUUGAACGCGCAGCGGACAAGGCAGCAAAAGCGGCCUCCGCAGCAGAUGAGGCCUCUCAUACAGCUUCGGCGCUGUCUCAACAGUUCUCAGCGCUGUCUUCGAAGUACGAUGAGGCGCAGGCAUCCAUCAAGAGUCUCGAAAGGGACUCUGCUCGUCACGCUGCGCGCGCAACAUCGGCGCAAGAGCUAGCUAGGAAGCUCACGAAGCAGUAUCAGGAAGAAAAGACGAUCAACGAGUCCCUCAUGACGCGGAUCUCAUUCCUGGAGUCCAAGGUCACGGAAGCGGAGACGAAAGUCAAGGACAUCGAGAAAGAGAAAUCGGACUUGGAAGAGCAAAACCGUGAUCUGAGCUUCUUUAUUAGCGGCCAGGAGAAGCUGAAGGAGAUGCAGGAGAACGAGGUUUUGGGACUGCAGGACGGAGAAGUGGAAGCGGGGAAGAUGGAGCUUGGCCCGGGCAAAGACGAGGAGAAGAAGGGGAGGAGAAAGGGGAAGGGGAAGCAGCGAGUGUGAUCGGCUGCUGAACCGGUGGAAUUAAUGGCGUUGGGAGGAAUAUGAUACCCUCGGGCGGGCCCUAUAUUGAAAGACUCUUACCUAGACAGUUAGAUAUCACAAUAAGAAACCAUGAACUUGGAAAAUUUGG
Mytilinidion resinicola is the source of this 2347-nucleotide messenger RNA. Its product is annotated as RING-10 protein. Bases 1 to 2217 code for a protein of 738 amino acids. NCBI's taxonomy places the organism in Eukaryota, Fungi, Ascomycota, Dothideomycetes, Mytilinidiales, Mytilinidiaceae. Gene Ontology annotation, cellular component: cytoplasm. The record is from RefSeq and is a predicted model, not a curated record. Gene Ontology annotation, molecular function: zinc ion binding; ubiquitin protein ligase activity. Gene Ontology annotation, biological process: Ras protein signal transduction; protein ubiquitination. The transcript has 3 exons.